AGAUGUGCCACUUCAAAUGCAGUAACAUGCACAAAGUGUCUUGCCUUGGGUCCAGAGUGUGGAUGGUGUGCUCAAGAGGAUUUCAUGGCCGACGCAAUCCAGAAGGGACGCUGUGACACUGUUUUCAACUUAAUGAAAAGAGGCUGCCAGUCUGAUUUUGUAGAAAGUCCCACAGUUCAUGUCACAAUCCCCAGUGACCAUGAAACAAACACACAAGUGACACCAGGAAAAGUUUCAGUCCAACUGCGUCCAGGAAGUGAAGCAAACUUUAUGUUAAAAGUUCGUCCUCUAGAGAAAUAUCCUGUGGAUCUUUAUUAUUUAGUUGAUGUCUCAGCCUCUAUGCACAACAAUAUAGAAAAACUAAAUUCCGUUGGAUUUGCUUUAUCUAAAAAGAUGGCAAAUAUUUCUCUUGAUUUUCGACUUGGAUUUGGAUCAUAUGUGGAUAAAACUGUGUCACCCUAUAUUAGCAUUCAUCCGGGUAGAAUCCAUAACCAAUGCAGUGAUUAUAAUUUAGAUUGUAUGCCUCCUCACGGUUAUAUUCACGUGCUAUCCCUGACUGACAAUAUAGCAGAAUUCAGAAAUGCAGUGAAUAAACAAAAGAUUUCUGGGAAUAUUGAUACACCUGAAGGGGGUUUUGAUGCGAUGCUCCAAGCAGCUGUCUGCCAGAGCCACAUUGGAUGGCGCAAAGAAGCAAAGCGACUGCUUCUUGUGAUGACAGAUCAAACUUCCCAUCUGGCUCUUGAUAGUAAAUUAGCAGGGAUAGUAAUUCCCCAUGAUGGAAACUGUCACUUGAAAGAUAAUGUCUACAUCAAAGCUACGAGUAUGGAACAUCCAUCUCUUGGGCAGCUCUCUGAAAAGUUGAUUGACAAUAACAUCAAUGUUAUUUUUGCAGUUCAAGGAAGCCAGUUCCAUUGGUAUAAAGAUCUGUUACCUCUGUUGCCUGGUACUGUUGCAAGACAGAUAGAAUCACAAGCAGCAAAUCUCAAUGAUCUGGUGGUAGAAGCCUAUCAGAAACUAAUCUCUGAAGUGAAAAUUCAAGUGGAUAACCAGAUCCAAGGUCUUCAUUUCAAUGUCACUGCAAUCUGUCCUGAUGGAAGUAAAAAAACUGGCAUGGAAGGAUGUAAAAAUGUGGGGUAUAAUGAGGAAGUACUUUUCAAUGUAUCAGUUACAAUGAAAGGAUGUGAUACAACUGGAGGAAGAAAAUACGCAGUACUUAAGCCUAUUGGUUUCAAUGAAACCGCCAUCGUUACUGUGCAGAAAAGCUGCGCCUGUCAGAAUGGAGACAGCACAAGGCACAAAAGAGUAUGGGCUGAUGAAACUUUUUCUGAUGGCAAACAGUCCCAUUGCAGUGACAAUAAUUGUAGCUCUAAUAGAGAUACGCUUCCUUCUGAGAGGUGCAGACGACACCAGGACCAGCCCAUCUGCAGUGGUCAAGGAAAUUGCAUAGAUGGAAGAUGUUUCUGCUACAAAAACAAGCUAGGCAAGGUGUAUGGCAAGUACUGUGAAAUGGAUGAUUUUUCCUGCCCAUAUCACCAGGGAAACUUAUGUUCUGGUAAUGGUGAAUGUGAAGCUGGUAAAUGCAAAUGCUUUGCUGGCUGGGAAGGCGACCGUUGCCAGUGCUCGUUACAAUCGGCAAAGCACUGUCUGAAUUCAAAGGGCCAGAUUUGCAGUGGAAGAGGAAAAUGUGUAUGUGGAAAGUGCGAAUGCACAGAUCCAAGAAGCUUUGGCCGCUUGUGUGAAUAUUGCCCUACUUGUAACAAAGCCUGUGAAGAAAACUGGAGUUGUGUUCAGUGCCAUCAUUCUAACAAUGCAUCGCAAGCUAAACUUGACCAGUGCACAACCUCAUGUGCUUACCUGCUGCAUUAUAUUGACCAAACUUCAGAAUGUUUCUCUGGACGAAGCUACUUUAGAGUCUUUUCCAUAAUCUUUAUAGUUACCUUUCUGAUCGGGUUGCUUGUUGUCCUUAUCAUCAGGCAGAUAAUUCUGCAGGGGAGUAGCAAUAAAGUUAAAUCUUCAGCUGAUUACAGAGUAUCGGCAGCGAAGAAGGAUAAGAUGUUUUUGCCUACUGUUUGUACAAGAACAGUAACAUACAGACGUGACAAACCAGAGGAAAUAAAUAUCGACAUCAGCAAGUUGCGAUUAAACGAAACAUUCAAGUGUGAAUUCUGA
Egretta garzetta (little egret) is the source of this 2169-nucleotide messenger RNA. RefSeq names its product integrin subunit beta 8 (gene ITGB8). The record is from RefSeq and is a predicted model, not a curated record. The transcript is spliced from 13 exons. NCBI's taxonomy places the organism in Eukaryota, Metazoa, Chordata, Aves, Pelecaniformes, Ardeidae. Gene Ontology annotation, cellular component: focal adhesion; integrin complex; cell surface. The coding region runs from base 85 to 2169 and encodes 694 amino acids. Gene Ontology annotation, biological process: integrin-mediated signaling pathway; cell migration; cell adhesion mediated by integrin. Gene Ontology annotation, molecular function: integrin binding.